Globicephala melas (long-finned pilot whale) is the source of this 630-nucleotide messenger RNA. NCBI's taxonomy places the organism in Eukaryota, Metazoa, Chordata, Mammalia, Artiodactyla, Delphinidae. The record is from RefSeq and is a predicted model, not a curated record.
UCCAGCCGGAAUGGCAUGAUCCUGAAGCCCCACUCCCACAAGGGCCGUCAGGGGCGCGGGGCCACGUGGUUCAACCAGCCGGCCGGCAAAAUCCGCAGACGCAAGGGCCGGCAGGCCAAGGCGCGCCUCAUCGCCCCGCGCCCCACGUCUGGCCUCCUCCAGCCGGUGGUGAGAUGCCCCACGGUCAGGUACCACACCAAGGUGGGCGCCGGCAGGGGCUUCAGCCUGGAGGAGCUGAGGGUGGCUGGCAUCCACAAGAAGGUGCCCCGGACCAUUGGGAUCUCAGUGGACCCGAGGCGGCGGAACAAGCGCACGGAGUCCCUGCCCACCAACGUGCAGCGGCACAAGGAGUACCGCUCCAAGUUCAUCCUCUUCCCCAGGAAGCCCACGGCCCUCAAGAAGGGAGACAGCACUGCUGAAGAGCUCAGAUUGGCCACCCAGCUGACGGGACCAGUCAUGCCCAUACGAAACGUCUAUAAGAAGGAGAAAGCCAGAGUCAUCACAGAGGAGGAGAAGAACUUCAAGGUGGUCGCCAGGCUCCGCAUGGCCCACGCCAUUGCCUGGCUCUUUGGCAUCCCAGCAAAAAGGGCCAAGGAGGCUGCAGAACAGGAUGUUGAAAAGAAAAAAUAA